Penicillium chermesinum is the source of this 1512-nucleotide messenger RNA. It is a transcript of the gene prnC, whose product is annotated as delta-1-pyrroline-5-carboxylate dehydrogenase prnC. Gene Ontology annotation, molecular function: L-glutamate gamma-semialdehyde dehydrogenase (NAD+) activity. The coding region runs from base 1 to 1512 and encodes 503 amino acids. The record is from RefSeq and is a predicted model, not a curated record. The transcript is spliced from 4 exons. Gene Ontology annotation, cellular component: mitochondrial matrix. NCBI's taxonomy places the organism in Eukaryota, Fungi, Ascomycota, Eurotiomycetes, Eurotiales, Aspergillaceae.
AUGCAGUCUAUCCUACGCGCCAGAGUGCAGCCCUUGCGGUGGCAGCACUUGACUUGCCGCAUUCCUCCCGCUUCGCGUGCUCUGAACACCUACGCGAGCUUCAAAGUGCCACAGAUCAGCAACGAGCCUAACAGUUCUCAAACGUUCACCCAAAGCAACCCCGCCUCCCAUGCUCCUCUUGCGACCUAUUCCCAUGCAUCCAAAGCCGAUGUCGAGGCUGCUAUUGACGCUGCUCUCGCUGCGCGCAAGUCAUGGGCCGCGGCUCCGUUUGCAGAGCGUGCGAGCAUUUUCCUCAAGGCCGCCGAUCUCAUCUCUACCAAGUACCGAUACGAUAUUAUGGCUCUGACGAUGCACGGCCAGGGCAAGAACGCAUGGCAGGCCGAGAUUGAUUCCGCGGCGGAGCUAAUUGACUUCUUCCGCUUCGGUGUGAAGUAUGCGGAGGAGCUGUAUGCCCAGCAGCCCGCCCACCACUCCCCAGGCGUCUGGAACCCGUUCAACUUCACCGCUAUCGGUGGGAAUCUGGCCGGGGCACCUGCUCUGAUGGGCAACGUUGUUCUAUGGAAGCCCUCUCCAUCCGCUAUUGCCUCGAACUGGCUUGUCCACCAGAUUCUCCUCGAGGCCGGCUUGCCCAAGAACGUCAUUCAAUUCGUGCCCGGUGACGCCGAGGAGGUCACCAGCACCGUGCUCAACCACCGCGAAUUCGCCGCUCUACACUUCACCGGUAGCACAGACCUACCCCGCAUUGUCGGCGAAACUGGCGGCAAGAACUUCCAUCUUGUACACAAGUCUGCCGACGUGCGUAACGCGGUCGUUCAGACUGUGCGGGGCGCUUUCGAGUACCAGGGCCAGAAGUGCAGCGCUACCUCACGCGCAUAUGUCGCUGCCUCGAUUGCGGACGACUUCAUCGCACAGCUGACUGCGGAAGUCAAGCAGCUGCAGGUCGGUGAGCCCACCGACUUCUCGAACUUCUGUGGGCCCGUCAUCCACGAAGGCUCGUUCAACAAGCUGGCGGGUGUCAUUGAUGAGGCGAAGAAUGAUCCCGAGCUCGAGCUUCUGGCCGGGGGUUCCUACGAUUCCUCAAAGGGCUGGUACGUCCAGCCCACUGUGUACCGGACCUCUAACCCCGACCACCCUCUCCUCUCACGGGAGCUCUUCGGUCCCAUCGUCGUCGUGCACGUGUACAACGACGCGACGGAGGCGGACUUCGUCAAUAUCUGCGAGAAGAUCGAUAGUACGGGCGUCUACGGAUUAACGGGCUCGGUCUUUGCACAGGAUCGCGAGGCUGUUCAGGUCGCUGAUGAGCAUCUCCGCAAUGCCGCCGGCAACUUCUACAUCAACUGCAAGAGCACUGGAGCUGUUGUUGGCCAGCAGCCGUUCGGUGGUGCUCGUGCCAGCGGGACCAACGAUAAAGCUGGAAGCGCGAACCUGCUCUCCCGCUUUGUGAGCUUGCGCUCCGUGAAGGAGGAGUUUGUUCCCACUUACACUGUCGCCUAUCCUAGCAAUGCGAACUAA